AUGGCGCUAUCCAAACACGCCAUUCCUUCAUUGUCCGAAUACCAGUGCCAGAUAUGUCUGGAAAUUCUAAUAGAACCUGUGACUCUGCCUUGUAACCACACGCUGUGUAAGCCGUGCUUCCUGACGACCAUGGAAAAGGCGAAUUUAUGCUGUCCUUUCUGUCGCCUCUGGGUAUCUUCAUGGACUCGGUACCAUACUCGAAGAAAUUCUCUUGUCAAUAUGGAACUGUGGGAGAUGAUUCAAAAACACUACCCAAAGGAAUGCCAGCUCAGAAUUUCUGGGCAAGAAUCAGAGAAAGAAGUUGAAGACUACCAACCAGUUCGCGUGUUAAGUACUCCCGGGGAACUGAGAAAAGAAUAUGAAGAGGAAAUGAGCAAGAUGGAGGCAGAGCGCCGGGCCCGGGAAGAAGAGCAAUGCAAAGCUAGUGAAGAAUACAUACAGAAAUUGUUGGCAGAGGAGGAGGAGCUAGAGAAAAAGACAAGACGGAGGCAGAGUGACCUGGACUUGAAAAAGGAGGAACAGGCAAGAAACCUAAGCGCCAACAGUUCCUCUGACGGAAGUAUCUUGGCUUCUCCUCUGAAUUCUGCAGAAUCUGAACCAGUUGCAACAAAGUCACAAAAGAAAAGAAAGAACAAACAAAGACAUAUUGAAGACAGGUAUUUGUCACCUCUGCAUCAAUUUGAGCCAGCAUCACAGUCUGAGGUUGUACGAGAAGUCAGAAAAAUCUACGUAUCCGAAAACAUGGACAGUGAUGGUAAAAGCCCAAUGCAGCAAGAAAUUGAAGAAAACAUGCCAACAGUUUCUUCACGAAUAGGCCUUGAAAUUAAAAAACAAGGUGCAAAGUCUUCCAUGGAGACACCUGUGCCACGGUUGUAUGUCUCUGGUAUGGAAAAACACCUUGAAGGUAAAGCCCAAACCAGCCCAAGCUGUUGUCAUAAAGAGUUGUUUGUCGUGCUUGAAAGACUUAAACCUGGAGCUCACCACUCUAUACAAGCUGCAGUCAAGCCUUAUGGCAAAGCUCAGAGUAAGAGCACUACACCGAAAACUGGAAACAACACCUUUGAGAAACAAAAAGGGUCUCACCUACUGAUCAGCAAAAGUAUUGCCAAAAGAAAAAAUGAGGAAUCUUCAUCUGAAGCAGUCAACAAUCCACGCUGUUCUGCAAAAAGAGAACUGUUCCAGAAAUCUCCCUCGGAUGAAGAGGAAUCAGAAGUAAGCUUCACCCAAAAAAUGAUGACUUUGGAGCACCAACUUUUUGAGAGACAUAAACAAGAAGAAGAGGAUAGGUUGUUGGCGAUACAACUUCAGAAGUCUGUGGAUAAACAAGAAAUGUAUCCAAAUCGGCAAAAAGGAUCCCCAGAUGGGUAUCCUUUGCGAGCUGCAUCCUCAUCUCCAUCCAACUUGGUAAGAGAAGGGAAGUACAAAAAAAAAGUCCAGAAGAUAAACUGA
Molecule: messenger RNA, 1449 nt
Organism: Marmota monax (woodchuck)
Lineage: Eukaryota; Metazoa; Chordata; Mammalia; Rodentia; Sciuridae
Product: E3 ubiquitin-protein ligase RNF168-like
Exons: 1
Coding region: 1-1449 (482 amino acids)
Biological process (GO): double-strand break repair
Cellular component (GO): site of double-strand break; nucleus
Molecular function (GO): nucleosome binding; ubiquitin-protein transferase activity
Source: RefSeq, a predicted model, not a curated record